This is a messenger RNA of Salvelinus namaycush (lake trout), 2291 nucleotides long. RefSeq names its product alpha-parvin-like. The transcript has 12 exons. The coding region runs from base 121 to 1239 and encodes 372 amino acids. NCBI's taxonomy places the organism in Eukaryota, Metazoa, Chordata, Actinopteri, Salmoniformes, Salmonidae. The record is from RefSeq and is a predicted model, not a curated record. Gene Ontology annotation, biological process: cilium assembly; substrate adhesion-dependent cell spreading; actin cytoskeleton organization. Gene Ontology annotation, molecular function: actin binding. Gene Ontology annotation, cellular component: actin cytoskeleton; cytoplasm; focal adhesion.
UUCCGUUUCCGCUUUAGGGAGUGAAAAUUGAUUUGAGCAGAACUUGACUUGAAAAUCUAUUUAUUUCAGAGACCUACUCAACUUUUACAACAUUGAUUGUACUUUUGGAUAAAUUGUAUCAUGGCUACUUCGCCGCAAAAGUCGCCAUCCUCUCCGUCGCCGACGACUCCGAAAUCACCCUCUUCCAGAAAGAAAGAUGACUCGUUCCUGGGAAAACUUGGAGGAACUUUAGUAAGAAGAAAGAAGGCAAAAGAAGUGUCUGAGCUCCAGGAAGAGGGGAUGAAUGCCAUCAACCUGCCCUUGAGCCCCACCCAAUACGAACUGGACCCAGAAGACACCAUGCUAGAGGAGAAUGAGGUCCGCACCAUGGUCGACCCAAACUCCAAGAACGACCAGAAACUACAGGAACUCCAGAAGGUGUUGAUCGACUGGAUCAAUGAUGUGUUGGUGGGGGAGAGGAUCAUCGUGAAGGACCUGGCUGAGGAUCUAUACGACGGGCAGGUUCUGCAGAAACUCUUUGAGAAGCUGGAGGGGGAGAAGCUGAACGUGGCUGAGGUGACCCAGUCGGAGAUCGCCCAGAAACAGAAACUGCAGACGGUGCUGGAGAGGAUCAACGACUCCAUCAAGGUCUCUGCCAGGAGCAUCAAAUGGAACGUGGACUCGGUCCAUGCUAAGAGUAUAGUGGCCAUUCUUCACCUGUUGGUGGCGCUAUCUCAGCACUUCAGAGCACCAAUCAGACUUCCUGAUCACGUGUCCAUCCAAGUAGUGGUGGUUCAGAAAAGGGAGGGGAUUCUGCAAUCUCGCCAGAUCCAGGAGGAGAUCACGGGCAAUACAGAGGCUUUAUCUGGCAGACAUGAGCGAGAUGCUUUCGACACCCUGUUUGAUCACGCUCCAGACAAGCUCAAUGUGGUAAAAAAGACUCUCAUCACCUUUGUGAACAAACACUUGAACAAGCUCAAUCUGGAGGUGGCUGAACUGGACACACAGUUUGCUGACGGUGUGUACCUUGUUCUGCUGAUGGGAUUGCUGGAGGGCUACUUUGUUCCACUCUAUAAUUUCUUCCUGACUCCUGAGAACUUUGAACAACAGGUGCACAAUGUGUCCUUCUCUUUUGAGCUGAUGCAAGACGGAGGUUUGGAGAGACCCAAACCUAGACCUGAAGAUAUUGUGAACUGUGACCUCAAGUCAACCCUGAGGGUGCUUUACAACCUCUUCACCAGGUACAGAAACGUGGAGUGAAUAUGCUGUGUUGGGGGUGACUCAUUUUAUGGGGUAUCACAUUCAGGUUUCAAGCAUUUUUCCCCAAUUACAUGCUUCAAAGGAAGCUGUCCCUUGCAAAGAACACUACGAACCAAUUCAGGACAUUCAGCAUUGGUAUUAUCAAUAUUUUUUUUUAUAGAUUCCAUUAUUCCAAAUAUUUUAUGUGCUAUAAUAAUAACUUCUACUAUUGUAUGUGCUGUUUGCCAUUUUAAAAUACACUACAUACUGUAUCUAUUUUUGUUUCUUACAUGAAUGCAUAUUAGUCUAAGUAAAAACAGUCAUUGUAUGAUUGGUAUUUUAAUGAUAUUUUUUUUAUUGAUAAAUUCCAUUUUUUUUUCUUGUCAUAUUUCAAAAGGUUGAUAUAGUGAUGACAUUUCUUCAUGUUUCGAUCGCUAAAGCUUGUUUCAUUUAUUUACUACACAAAUGUUUGUUAACCUAUAUUUAUUGUUCUUUUGUGUGCACCUGACCUUCUCAUUCACUUAGCUGUUUUCUACUUUCACUAGUAGAUAAGUGCCUUUUUUAAAUAAGAAAUACUGUACUGCAUGCCAUUAUUAGGAAGACACCACUUAGUGCUGACUGUGAUUGAAUAUGCUCUUUUACUUUAUUCUCAAAACUGCUUUGCAUGUAUCAUAUAUGUUAAAUGUUUUAAUAACCGCAAACUGAAAUUCCAAAAAAUGUGGAACUUUAAAACAUUCUUGUGAAGAAACACUUUGUUUGGAUAGUCCAUCUGUAGAUGUUCUACAGCAGUGGUCACCAACCUUUUUGGAGUCCAUCAGUUUCUGAGUCAAAAUGCAAGCCGAGAUCUACUGUAAAAAAAAAAUAAAAAAAAAAAAAAUAAAAAAACUUAAACGUAAGCCCAUGCAACAUCACCCUAUUAAAAACAACACCGUAUUAAUGAGGUUUGUACAGUAGGCUAUUGGCCCAGAACAUUAUCACUGCAUAUUGGCUUUGCUUGAAUUUGCCAUGCCAAUGCAUUCUUAUUCUCAGACCAUUAAUAAAAUAUAUAUAUAUUUGAUGUAGGCAAUAGGAUC